AUGGUGUCGGGAGAGGGCUCCUCGGUGGCGCGUGGCCACUCCGGAAUUUCGUCCUGCGCGUGCGGGCUACGCGCCACUCAGAUGGACGCCGGAUUUGGAGGUCUUGAAGAUCGGCGGCUGGGCAUCAUACCGGUUUUGAUGGACAAGAACUUAAACAAGGAAGCUUUUAAAGGAACUGUGACCAAAGUUUGGAAUCUUGAGGGUUCAGUCUGGUUUAAUGAGGUGGGUCAUCAUAGAUUCUUGGUUGAAUUUCAAAAAGAUGUGGAUAUUGAAAGAGUACUUAAUGGUCAACCAUGGACUUUUGAUAAACACCUUAUAUGCAUACAACCUUUUGGUAAAAGUACCCCUCCUAAUGAGAUGAUCUUUAAUCAAGAACCUUUUUGGAUUCAACUACAUGGCUUGCCUCUUGCAGCCAUGACUGUGGAUGGAGGAGAGAAAAUUGAUUUUUCACUUGGGGAAGUGGUUUAUGUGGAUGUGGAUGGGGAUGGUAUUGGGUGGGAAAAAUAUCUCAGGAUAAGAGUCAAUAUGGAUAUUACAAAGCCUAUUCCUCGUGGGAAAUUAAUUAGAGUAGAAGGCAAACAAAGAUGGGUUGAAUUUAAAUACGAAAGAUUGCCUUUAUUCUGCUUUCAAUGUGGGGUUAUAAAACAUGCUGGUCGUGAAUACGCUAUGGAAAGAACAAGAUUUAAUUCUGUAGAUACUUCUCAAAUUCAAUAUGGUAAAUGGUUAAGGGCCACAACCUUUAAUUUAAUGGGAAGUGGAGAUAAAAGAACAGAGGGAAGGGGUAUUAAAAGUCAAUACGAUGGCUCAGGUAGUGGAGAGGGUCAAAGCAAUGGGGCUUUAAUCAAUGUUUCAGAAAAUCAGGCAAUACAAAAUGUGACUUUUGAUGAAGAUGCACAUGACCAACAUUUUGGAAGUUUCAACAAGAUUGCAAUAGUUUAA
Messenger RNA from Juglans microcarpa x Juglans regia, 939 nucleotides. RefSeq lists its product as uncharacterized. The coding region runs from base 1 to 939 and encodes 312 amino acids. The record is from RefSeq and is a predicted model, not a curated record. The transcript is spliced from 2 exons. NCBI's taxonomy places the organism in Eukaryota, Viridiplantae, Streptophyta, Magnoliopsida, Fagales, Juglandaceae.